UUAGUCCAGAUAGAAGAUCAACUGGAAUAUCGAUAUGAUUUAAACAACUGUGUAUCUCCUAUAAACCAGUUGCUUGUUACUCUAAGGUUGUACUCCACAGGUGGACAUUUAGAUUUGGUGGCAGAUUUUGCUGGAAUGCAUUUAUCUACAGUAUCUAGAAUUAUUGUUAGAGUGUCUGAGGCGAUAGCUAAUUUAUCACAGAAUUAUGUAUCAAUGCCGACUAAUAUUAACAGCAUAAGGGCCACACAACAAAAUUUCUAUGAUGUUGCAAAUUUUCCAAGAGUGAUUGGUGCAGUUGAUGGCACUCACUGCAGAAUAAUUUCUCCAGGAGGUGAUGAUCCAGAAGUGUUUAGAAAUAGAAAGGGCUACUUUUCGAUUAAUGCUCAAUUUGUCUGUGAUUCAAGAUUGAAAAUAUUAAAUGUCGUAGCUAGAUGGCCAGGAAGUACUCAUGAUUCUACAAUUUUUAAUAAUAGUCGUCCGAAGAUGGAUUUUGAAAAUAACCAAUAUCAAAAUUGUUUACUCUUAGGGGACAACGGAUGUGCCAAUAAAACAUACUUAUUGACACCUUUGUUGCUUCCUGCCACAUAGGCCGAGAGAAGAUAUAAUCAAAGCCAUAUUCGUACAAGAAACGUAAUUGAAAGAUUGUUUGGUGUUUUGAAGAGGCGUUUUCCUAUACUCUCUUAUGGCUGCAGAUUAAAAUUAGAAACAUUUUUAACAAUCAUCAUUUCCACGUCAGUACUUCAUAAUAUUGCAUUAAAUAUGGGAGACGAAGAAGCACCACCUUUACCACAUGAAUUGGACGAUCAUAUACUUAACCUUCUAAUUCAAAAUGGGCAAAUUCCUGAUGUUAAUGAAGAAGUUGGUGAAGAUGUAGCCGGUACUACAAGAAUGGCUUUAAUAACUGAUUAUUUUCAUAAUCUUCAUGUAAAUCAAA
Molecule: messenger RNA, 934 nt
Organism: Anoplophora glabripennis (Asian longhorned beetle)
Lineage: Eukaryota; Metazoa; Arthropoda; Insecta; Coleoptera; Cerambycidae
Product: putative nuclease HARBI1
Exons: 4
Source: RefSeq, a predicted model, not a curated record